Caenorhabditis angaria is the source of this 633-nucleotide messenger RNA. The record is from the annotation of a GenBank genome assembly. Lineage: Eukaryota; Metazoa; Nematoda; Chromadorea; Rhabditida; Rhabditidae.
AUGAAAGUGCUUCUUCUUGUCGUUUUGGGAUUUGUCGCAGUUUUUGCAAAAGAGGAGGAAGUCGAGAAUUUGGCACACGGUGAGUAGAUUUUUUUUAGAUUAUGAACAUAUAAAUAUUGUUGUUUUUUUAAUUCAGGCUUUCCAACUGCUAUUGAAUGGGUUUCAUUCGAUAAAUCUAUUGGAAUCGCAAAAGAUCUCAACAAACCAAUCUUCUUCUUGAUUCACAAAACAUGGUGUGGAGCUUGUAAAGCACUUCAAAGAGAACUCAAAAGCUCUGCAAAAACCGAUGAACUCAUCCUUCUCUCUCGCAAAUUUGUGAUGGUCAAUGUUGAAGAUGAUGAUGAGCCAGAAGAUGCUAAAUAUGCUCCAGAUGGUGGAUAUAUUCCAAGAAUUUUGUUCUUGGAUACCGAUGGAAAUCCAUUGAAAACUAAUAAUGAGCAAAAAUAUAGAAAUAACAAGUAUUUCUAUCCAUUGGCUGCUCAAAUUAUUGAUGGAAUGGAGCGCGCUUUGUUGGAAUUUGCGAGCGAUGAACCAAAAUCUGUUGAAGAGCCACAAGUUGAAGAAACUACCUCUGAAGAAGUUGUUGAGGAAGAAGAAGCUGAGGAAACUGCCGAAGCAAAAGACGAAUUGUAA